AUGUAAAAUAAAAGCCCUUAAAUAUAGAAGAGUACAUUUACAGAAUUGAAAGAGUAUAGAUAAAUGCAGAGAGUCAUCUAUUGUUUGAUUGUCUAUGUCCUUUAUGGAGAAUGCUUGAUUCUUCUCUUCCAAUGCAUUUGCCUGUCCAUUAUCUUAUUUUAUGAAGUACCCCCUGUCAUUAUAAGUAGUUUAUUGGAAUAAUUAUAUUCUAAUGUCUCAUUGUUGUAAUUUUAUUGAGAUUGUUCAAUAAUGUAUAAAGUAAUUAAAGUUAAAUAAUAGGAUUGUUGAUCAUCCAAUAAGAGUGCAAAACUUGUAAAUAAUUAAUCUUCUGUUAAAUUUGCCAUCAUUGCGACUCAAUAGUACUUCACAUUGGAUUCUUGGAAAUGUGUUUAGUCGAAGAUUAAAUUAAGUAACAGCCUUUUACAUUUAAGACUCCUCAAAAAUAUAGUGGGCGUGUUCUUAACUAAAAUAAUUGCAUAGGUGAUCAUCCAAACUUAUGCAGCUAUGAUAAUUGAGAAGCCUAUGCAAUUUUACUCUGCUUUCUUAACAAUAAUAAUAACUAUCUUAUUUUUUAACAUAGUUCUUUUAUUAUUUCUUAUAUUUCUUGCAUGGAAGGUAUCUUUUGAAAUUCGGAACAAAUAACAAAUCAAAACUCCUCAAGAUGAAUUUAAAAUGAUUGAAUAAGACGUUGAUAAAUGUCAUCAAUUCGUAAAUCAAAAAGUGGAAUAAAAGAAUCCAACCCCAGAUCAAUAGGAAAUUGAAGAUAAAGGAUCUAUAAACGUAUCUAUCAAUGAGGACAUAAGUCCAGCCAUGCUGAAAUUAGUACUAUCAAAAUUAAUCAAGAAAUCGAGUUUAAGUCCUAGUCCUGGUAGAUACCGCUCUGGCAAAAUACUUGAUUUUCUAGAAAAGAAAUUAAGCCAUGCCAAAUUAAGUCAAAAAGAAUUACAUAAUGGAUACAGCAAAGAGUACAGUAGAAAAUAUAAUACCAACUAAGGUAAUUUCUAUUUAUCUAUGACAGCAUUAUAAAUUAGUGUAGAUUUUGGAGAACAAGAAGAUGUCUCCCUAAAAAACAAAAUCGAACUAGAAAUCAACAAUCAUAACUUCUUUAAAUAAACUAAAUUCAUAUCUUGA
Messenger RNA from Paramecium octaurelia, 1131 nucleotides. NCBI's taxonomy places the organism in Eukaryota, Ciliophora, Oligohymenophorea, Peniculida, Parameciidae. The record is from the annotation of a GenBank genome assembly.